UUCUGGGAGUCAGGACACCUGGGUCCUCUCUGGGCUCUGGAGGGUGGGGGUCUGGAGCAGGGCCUCACUAGUAGUUCUUGGGCGCCGGCAUGGCCCUGGCCAGGGGGGGCCGAGCCAGGGGGCCGUGCAGGAGAGCAGGUGCCAAGGAGGUGGCGUGCCGGCUGGGCUGGGCUGGGCCUGACCCCUGGAACGGCUCUGGCCCUGGGGAGACUUGUGUUUGUUUCUUCACGGCUAAGAAUGUCCUGGGGCUUUGACGCCUAGAGAACCCAGGCGUCCGAGAUCCCAGCCCCUAUUCCCAGCCCCCAGCCCCUCUCUCUACGCAGAGAACCCAGGUGUCCCGGCUCCCAGACCCCUACUGCUCUUAAGCCCCCAGCCCCUCUCAACUCCCCAAGCUGGAGAGAACCCAGGUGUCCGGGGCUCCCGGCCCCAACUCCCCUCCCAGAGAGAACCCAGGUGUCUGGGGCUCCUGGCUCCCCUACUCCCUCCAACCAGCCCCAACUCCCCUCCAGGGUGAGCAGAGGAGCCAGGGGUCUGGGCUCUCAACACCCCCAUCCCCCAGAUCCUCCCAAAGUACCCAAGUGUCCAGGCUGCCAGGGCCCCUGCUCCCAACCCCCCCCCGCAGAGAACCCCCCUCUCCCAGCCCCCCGCACCCCAGUCGCCAUGGGGGCCCCGGUGGCUGCAUCUGGAUCUCAUCGGCCUGGGGGUGCGGGGAGCACCGGGGGCUGAGCUCAUGGAGCCAUGCUGAGUCACGCGGCCCCCGCCCUCAGCUCUGGGAUCGGGGCCAGCCCGGCUGCCUCGGCCCCCGCUACUGCCCUGCCGGCCUGCGAGGGCACCCCCUGCUGGACCCCUGCAGCUCAGCACCCCCUAGUGCCCCCUGGGGGGUGGGAGAUGGGGUCAGAGCUACUGACCCGGGCCUGGCUGUGAUGGUGCGAGCAAGUGCUCAGUGUGGGGAAAACAGCGCUGGUCAUCACAUGGCACCCCCUACUGCCCUCCCCGGUGCAGAGCGCCCCUGCUGGAGCCCCCGCCCGGCUGUGGUGGCCUCAAGGCCAAGUACAGGGUUAACCACCCCCCCAGUGGUGAUGUCACCUCCUGGUUCUCAGUACUAGUUUCAUUUUCAGCUGGGUGCUGGGUGUUGGGUGUUGGGUGACCUCCUCCACCUUGGGGAGGUGCCUCUGGCCCCAGAAGCUCUGAUCUGAGGGCUCCCCCUCCCUUGGGGGCGGGGGGCAGCUGUGACGCCUGGGUCCCCUCGCGGGCGGGGGGGGCGGGAUGGCUUCCCUGCAGCACCUGUGCCUGGUGUGGCUCAGCCUGAGGCCGCCUGGGGCCUGGGCCAGCCUGGGUGCGGGGGUGGAGGAGUCGCAUAGCCUGUCCUACCACUACACGGCCACCUACGACGCCGGGGGCCUGCGGGAAUUCUGGGCGGCGGGAGCACUGGAUGGGGCCCCUAUCGACCGCUAUGACCGCGCCACCCGAGCCAAGCUGCCUGCCCAGCCCUGGAUGCGGGAUGGGCUGGAGCCUGACUACUGGCGCCAGGGCGGGCUCUCCCGCGCCGCCAAGGAGGCCUGGUUCAAUGAUGCCGUGGCCACGCUCCAGCGCCGAACCAACCGCUCCCAGGGCACGCUGCAGUGGCAGCACGGCUGUAUGGUGGAGCCUGGCGGGCUGGUGCGGGGCUGGUACCAGUUUGCCUAUGAUGGUGCUGACUUCCUCCUCUUUGACACUGACAACGAGCGCUGGCUGGCACCGUCCCGCUGGGCCGAGGUCACACAGCACCGCUGGAGUGCCCAGCCCGACUUCAGCCGCUACGUGCAGCGCUACCUGACUGAUGCCUGCGUGGAGUGGCUGGGUCGUUUCCUCCACAGCCGGCGUGCCUGGGUCAGCCGCCACGCUGCCCCACAGGUGCAAGUCUGGUCUCACCCGUCCCGGGAGCAGCCAGGGUGGCUGGUACUGACCUGCCUGGCUGGGGGCUUCCCCACAGCAGCCGUGAAGCUGGGCUGGCACCGAGGCAACACCACGCUGAAAGGGGUUCUAGCGGGGCCGGGCACGCUGCCCGCUGGUGACGGCAACUUCCAGUGUCGGGGCCAGCUGCUGGUGCCCGCUGAGCAGGCCCAGGGGGUGCGGUGCCAGGCCAGUCACGGGGACCUGGCAGCUCCGCUUGAGGCUGCCUGGGAACCCCCAGCACCCAGCAUAGCCAGUGUCAGCCCUUGGGCCGUAGCAGGACUGAUGGUGGUCGGGGUCUUGGUGCUAGGCAUAGCCCUGCUGCUCUGGAAGAGACGAGCCUCCAGAAACGACACGAGUUCCAUGGAUUCCCUGGUAUUUGACCCUAUAAACUCUGGGGCCAGCUGAGCCGAGGCUGGGACCAUCUGUUUUCCUAGCAGGACUCUUGCGUUGCAGUUGCUUUCCAGUGACCUGUGGCCGCUGGUGUUGCUGUCCUUGCUUUGGUUGACAGGGUACACCCUCCUCACUCGGAGCCAGACCCCCCCAGCCAAGGCCUUUUUGGGGGAAGGGGUCCCAGCUCACUCAUCAUUGCCCAGCUGUUGUCAUUGCCCAGCUGUUGCUGUGGCUUUGCUCUGGGCUCCUGGCAUCCACGUGUGCGAGGAGUGAUGAGACUAACACAAAUAAUAAUGGAUAAUUCAUUUAAAUGA
Alligator mississippiensis (American alligator) is the source of this 2639-nucleotide messenger RNA. RefSeq names its product class I histocompatibility antigen, F10 alpha chain-like. The transcript has 8 exons. The coding region runs from base 1267 to 2340 and encodes 357 amino acids. Gene Ontology annotation, cellular component: external side of plasma membrane. The record is from RefSeq and is a predicted model, not a curated record. Lineage: Eukaryota; Metazoa; Chordata; Crocodylia; Alligatoridae. Gene Ontology annotation, biological process: immune response.